CCACUUUCUAAUUUAGACGGGUUUGCUUCAGUAAUGUCGUGUUUAUAUGAAAUCCAUUAACAUGUUUAUAUUGGUGCUUUGUUUACUAUCACAAUGCAUAGCAGUGAAUAUAACGCGUAUACAAGUACCGUCGUUGGUGGAGACAGGGACAGAGUUCGUAAUCCUCGAUUGCGAGUACAGUACUGGGUCGGUGACACCGGGCCCUGGACUCGUGAUGAAGUGGUUCUUCAAUGGUUCUGCUGGCUUAGUCUACCAAUGGAUACCGCCAAUGCAACCUCAAGUCAUUGGCCUGCUCAAGGGGAAGGUUGAUAUAGGUUUUCGAAUAUCUGACGAACCACUUCAAGCUUAUCGUGCUAUAAAAAUUAUAAGGCCGACCACGGAUUUAAGUGGAAACUAUACUUGCGUUGUGUCCACCUUCAUGCAGGAGGAUCGUCAAACCAAACCUAUGCUUGUUUAUAGUCCCGGAAAGAGCUUCCAUUUUGUUCAAGAGAAAAAAUAUGUGUUCUUAGUGACGCUCAUUUGUGUGGCUGAAAAUUUAUAUCCUAAACCCAUUAUGGUCAUUUUAUCACAGGGAAAACCAUUGGAGCAAGCAGUGACUGAAAUUAGAAUGGAUUCUUGGGGUCUAUAUACAGUGGAGACGAGAGCUCUUGUUCAUGACGACGACGUCACAAGUCCGUGGGAAGAAUUUGUGUGUGUACUGAAAUUGCCGCCUGCGAACUACAUAGUCAACAGAACGACAGUUUAUUACCCUGGUUUAAUGCCAACAGCUUAUAGUAUUGCUGCAAUAGAAGUUGAAAAACCCCAGGAGCGACACGCGCAUAAAAGUCGAGCUGUUGCACCAUCCGUCACGUCUGUGCUUUAUUUGGUGUGUGCUUAUAUUUAUAGAAUAAUUAUAUAA
This is a messenger RNA of Achroia grisella, 898 nucleotides long. RefSeq lists its product as uncharacterized. NCBI's taxonomy places the organism in Eukaryota, Metazoa, Arthropoda, Insecta, Lepidoptera, Pyralidae. The coding region runs from base 47 to 898 and encodes 283 amino acids. The transcript is spliced from 7 exons. The record is from RefSeq and is a predicted model, not a curated record.